Molecule: messenger RNA, 72 nt
Organism: Balearica regulorum gibbericeps (East African grey crowned-crane)
Lineage: Eukaryota; Metazoa; Chordata; Aves; Gruiformes; Gruidae
Source: RefSeq, a predicted model, not a curated record
CAACCUUCACCAAUUCCUCAACCAUCUCCGGUUCCCCAACCCUCACCGGUUCCUCAACCUUCACCGGUUCCU